CCUGAUCGGUCUGCACAAGCGACCCCCAUAUAUGCACAGCACAGACAGACAGACACCAGCCAGAGUAUACACAGCCACCCACCCUUCUGUCUGUCUGUCUAUAGACACCUUACACACUACAAAACACAUCCAUCACCCCAGCAGGCACGGCAGCAUCUCUCUACCUACACAUCCAUACCCUCCCAUCCAUCCCAUGCAUGCACUCAUGUCAUGCAGCCAUCUCCCUCCCUCCCUCCCUCCCCAAACCAACCCUCCCAUCUACAUGUACACCGCCCCCCGCGACGAGAACAAGAUCGACAGGCCGGGUAUCUUGGCCGCCCCGCCUGACGUGACGCCAUGGCAUGCCAUGGCAUGCACACCAAUGAAACAAUCAAAACAGCCAAGAGAACACACCAUACCAUCAAUCAGACUCUUGCUAUGUCAAGUGAUUCUUGCUAUUUACUUGGGAGCCGUGGCCGCUUGUUCUCAGGUGUGCCUCUGCCCAUGCCUCCUCCACUGGCUGCCGGUCGCUUCUUGCUGGGCGAGACGGGGCCGUCGUUGAAGAGCAGCGGUGAGCGGGGAGGGACGCCCGGGACGGAGGGCAGGGAGGGCACAGACGACACGGAUGGCGUCGGGGAACCGCCCCUGCUGUCAUCUUCCUCCUCCUCGUCUUCCUCCAGCCGCUCCCCUUGUUGCUGCUGCUGCUGCCGCUGCUGUGGUGGUGGUGGUGGUGGUUGGUCGUGUGGUGGGAUUGGCAUUGGUGUGGGUGUGGGUGUGGGUGUGGGUGCGGUUGAUGGUGUCGGCACGGCGGGGGACCAGUGGAGGGCCUGGCAGUCCGGAUCGCUACACUCGCCUGCACACAUGGAUGGAUGGAAGGAAACAAGGACAUCAUCCGUCCAUCCGCUGCCUACCUAUUGCGAGAUAAGUGGGGCAGAGCUUCGCACGAUGCGCAGGGUCCAGGGGAACCUGUAAGUCCGACAACCACACCAGCGGACACACAGAGAGAGAGACAUAACGACUUGGACAGUGAGGUCUUUGUUUGUCCGUCGUUUGUCGUGAACUGGUGAUAGACAGACAGACCCUGGGAUGCACGAGCAAAGCCUGGCACUCCGGCGUGCAGAGCUCAGCUGCGGACAAGAGAUCCGACAUGGAUGGUGGAUGCGGAGAGAGAAUGUGUUGUGACGCCAAUCAAUCAGUGUGCCGUCGCGUCGCUUACGUGCUACGAGUGCCGUGAGGCACAUGUGGCGGCCUGUGUUGGGGUCUAUCAGAUGGGGCGACACGUCCAUCGGCACACCCACAUCGUACAAACAGUACGCCACCUGACACACAACACACAACACAACACAACACAACACAAGACACUCAAGAGCCCACGUGCGGCAGAGAGCAGACAUCCAUGGAGCCAUCCAUGUAUCUCUGUGUGUGUGUGUGCGCCGGGGAAUCAGGGCAAGGAUGACUACAGGAUAUGAGUAUCAGCAUCUGCGGCCCUCCCACUCUCUCUGAGAGAGAUGAUGGCAGGGGUCUAAGUCGGGGGCAAUCCGAUUCAUCCUCUCCCCCACACACACACGUCUAUUCACCACACACACACCCUCCCCUCCCCUCCCCCACUCGUACCUUGACAAUGUCAUCCUCUACGUCUGCAUACGGAGGCUCCUCGCCCCGCAGCACGCUCAGCUCGUCAAAGUACCGACGCCACCCCUCCAGCACCACCGUCUGCUCGUCCUCACUGAGGCGCGUCAGUGCCGCCAGGAACGACCGGAUGCUCCUGGGGCGGCGCAGCGGCGACUCGACUAUCAACACGUCACCAGAGCACACGCCCUCCUGCAUGAGACAGGUGUGUUGGCGAGAGAUGGAUGAAUAGAUUGGUGAUUGGUGGAUUGCGUCCGUGGGUCACCUCACCUACCUUGCUGUGUAUUGGCACCAGGUCUUUGGUCGUUCGUUGCCCCACAUCGCCGCACAGCUCGUCCGCUACCGAGACGCGUGAAGUGAAGUCACCAUAUCUGGCCAGGGCCCGCUCCAGCAGUGCCCUCAGCUUGGCAUACGGCGGGCGCCUCGCCGCUGCCGCAUCGACACUUGACGCGCUGCUACUGCUACUGCCGCCCUCUGCAUCGUCCGCCUCCAACAACGGCACCCACUCCAGCUGCAUUGCACACACACACACCUACAGAUGGACUGACUUGUCUCUGGUUCACUGAUCGAUGGCACGCUGACCAAUUCGAUCGGUAGGGCAUUGGGUAUGUCGCUAGCGGGGAGGGAGAGGGGUCUGAGGUCUCUGGCUGUGGUGUGGUGGUGGGCCGUGCUGGCAAACAGUGGGGGCGGGACGUGGGCAUGGCCGUGGUGGUGGGUGUCGGUGCUGUCCUCGCGCCUCGCUGGGCGUUGGAGGCGUCUGAUGGCGUUGACGAGGAAGAGCUUCUUGUCCGCCAUGAUGCAAAACUUGUCAUCGUCCUGCAAAACAGGAACGGGUGGAGACACACAAGCGAAUUCAAUUGCCCACAUGACACCCAGGUCGCUGACUGACGUCCGUGCAUACGUACGUGGUAUCGUUGCCACGGCAGAGUGCCCAGCAUGAGCUCCGCCAGCAGAAACAGCAGCGACCUGUGGAGGAAGGCGGGCAGACAUCGACCAAAGCACAUCCUGUCCCUCCUGACUGAUUGUCUUCAUCCUACCAGAGAUCGUCUAUGCGUGUGAGUGCCUCCAGUUGGUGUGCGGCGAUCGAGCAGUACUUGGGGGCGCCGUGGAAGGGCGGGGGCCGCUUCUCGCGACGACGACUAACACACCUGCAUACUCAUCGAAUGCAUGCCUUGCCAUCGCCUCCGCAUGAACACACGAGUGCGACAUAGUACCUGUCUGUGUCUGUGUAGUCUUUGGCCGAGCGGAAGUCUAUCAGAUGGACAGAGUCACGGGACGCACCUGACCCAUCACACACAGAUAUCACAUCGUCCGUGUCGUGCAAGUGCAUUGCAGCCAGCAUUUGUUUGCCCAUCCAUCCCUACCUCUGCCCAUGACGAGAUGCCCAGGCUUGACGUCCCUUGGCAAUCCACACACACAGACCAAUGAAUGCACAGACGUUCACACACAAACGGGUCAUUCAUUCGGCUCUCGUCGUAGGUAUACCUGUGUAUCAGCCCUCGGUCAUGAACGCUCUUGAGUGUGUCCAGGACCAUGCACUGAUUGAUUGAUCACAUUGAAGGAAAGGAAGAAGCACACAACGGAGAAUAUUCAGUCGAACCAUCAGCUCACAUCAUCCCUUCUGUGCAGUCAGUCAGUGCGUUCGUUGUUUCUUCUUCCUCACCCCCAGCCUCAUUGUGGUUGGGAUGGAGAGCCUCUCCCGCGCGGCGCACACGAGGGACAGCGAGGGGCCGCCCAGCUCCAUCACCACAGAUGCGCAGCCUCUGACACGACACGACACGCAUCGCGACAAAGAUAAAAUAAAAACACGGGCCGUCCGAGCAUCCAUCACUGAGUGCCGGGGUCGGGUUAUAUAUAUACCCUUGUUCGCUGCGUUGGUAGAACCCAUGGACCUUCAAGAUACCAACACAACCUGGCAUGGCAACACGACACCCGCAGUUACACCCACAGCACUCCUCCUGUUGCAUCCCCUGCCUCCCCUGUCUGCUCACCCACCUUCGAGCGCGACCAUGCACUCGGCCUCGUGUGCCAGUGCAUCGUCAGCGCCGCAGCCCCCCUCGCUCCCGCCCUGCGCGCACUUGAUGGCCACGAACGAUUCCCCACACCCAUCGUUGCGCUCAUCGUAUGCAGCAAAGACCGACGCUGGUCAGGUCAGAGAAGGAAGAAUGGAUCGAUCCAUCCAUCCAUCCAUCCAUCAAUGGGUCGUGCAUCUCUCAUGUGGCGUGGUGGCGCUUACAUGCUCUGUCUAUCUGCCGCAUGAUGCGGUAUCUGCCGUGCAGGACGGGCUCCUCCUCAUCGGGUGGCGCUUCGAGGAUGGAGUCGUUGAUGAGCUCCUGGCUGUAGAGCUCGCCCAUCUCAGCGCAUCGAUGCGCCCUCUGGC
Messenger RNA from Vitrella brassicaformis, 3988 nucleotides. NCBI's taxonomy places the organism in Eukaryota, Vitrellaceae. The record is from the annotation of a GenBank genome assembly.